Messenger RNA from Tupaia belangeri chinensis (Chinese tree shrew), 3236 nucleotides. It is a transcript of the gene SECISBP2, whose product is annotated as SECIS binding protein 2. Gene Ontology annotation, molecular function: ribonucleoprotein complex binding; selenocysteine insertion sequence binding; mRNA 3'-UTR binding. The record is from RefSeq and is a predicted model, not a curated record. Gene Ontology annotation, biological process: selenocysteine incorporation. Lineage: Eukaryota; Metazoa; Chordata; Mammalia; Scandentia; Tupaiidae. Gene Ontology annotation, cellular component: mitochondrion; ribonucleoprotein complex.
GGCAUCAAGUUAUCAGCAGAUGUCAAACCCUUCGUCCCCAAAUUAUCCAGGCUCAACGUGGCAUGGAAGGAGUCCUCAGAAGCAUGUAUCUUCCCCGGCUGUGCAGCCACCUAUUACUCAUUUGUUCAGGAACCACCAGGGGCUGAGCAGAAAAUAUAUACUGAAGAUGUGGCUUUCGGAGCAUCCGCUUUCCCACCUCAGUACCUGUCUUCAGGGAUAACCCUUCACCCGUACGCCUUUUCCCCUUACACCCUCGCGUCGGUCCCAGAUGGCGGCCCAGUGCCUGGCUCGCAGUACAGCUACAGCCAGCCCAGCGGUUACCACGGACUUCAAGCAGCACAGCCCCGAAACGAGCAUGCCUGCCCCCUCCGCCAGGAAACAAAGGCUCUGACUAAGAAAAAAACCUAUGUUGAGAAAAAGACAUGUGAUGAACCAAAGUUGGACAGUGCAAGGGCUGAUGGGACUACGUCAUCUGCGAUCAGGUCAUCUAAAGGUUCACACCACUUGCCCGUUGAGAACAGUUUGAAGUCAGAUGGUUCUAAACGAACAGAUAGGAAAUCCAGAAUCACUGCAAAAAGUGGGUCUACCUCCAAGCCUGAGUUUGAGUUUACCAGGUUGGAUUUCCCUGAACUGCAGGGUCCUGAGGACGAGAGUAUAUCAGAAAUACGAAAGCACCCCAAGUGGGGACCUGUCCCUUCUGCCUCGCCUGGCAUUUCUCUUCUGGGAGAAGUGGGAAAGCCACCUGCAGUGUUACCAGAGGGUGAAAUGGUGAAAAAAAAAAAUUCAAAUGAAUCUGUAAUUGAUAAUGCUUCCACCAGUUCCCCUUCGUGUACAAGAGAGUUGUCUUGGACACCAAUGGGUUAUGUUGUUCGGCAGACAUUACCUACAGGACUGUCACCAGCCCCUAAAAAUGUUCCUUCCACGAUAAACGUAAAGACAGUUGCUUCGGCAGCAGAUCCUAAAAGUGUUGGUAUGUCAUCAUCUGAACUUUCAUCUUCGGACCCCUCCUGCAGCAGAGAGAAGCACCCCGGCCACCCGACUAAAAAGUCCAAAGUUUCACAAGGUGGCGACCUUGAACAAAAUGAAACCUCAAGAAGGAAUAAGAAAAAGAAGGAGAAGUCUAAACCGAAAUAUGAAACCCUGACAGUGCAGGAGCCGCCCAGGAUUGAAGACGCCGAGGAGUUCCCCAACCUGGCAGUUGCAUCUGAGAGAAGAGACAGAGUAGAUGCACCGAAAUUUCAGCCCACACAGAACCCACAGAGUAAUUUUAAAAAUAGUACAAAGAAGAGCCAGAUUCCCGUACAGCUGGACUUGGGGGGAAUGCUGACAGCACUGGAAAAGAAGCAGCACUCCCAGCAUGCAAAGCAGUCCUCCAAGCCAGUGGUGUUCUCGGUCGGAGCAGUGCCAGUCCUUUCCAAAGAAGCCAUGUCGGGGGAGAGGGGCCACCGCUUCAGCCAGGUGAAGACCCCGCACAACCCUUUGGACUCCAGCGCGCCCCUGAUGAAGAAGGGGAAGCAGAGGGAGGUCCCCAAGGCCAAGAAGCCCACCUCUCUGAAGAAGAUAAUUUUGAAAGAACGACAAGAGAGAAAACAGCAGCGCCUCCAAGAAAAUGCUGCGAGCCCAGCCUUGGCCAGUGAUGGUGCGCCAGAUGUGGAGAGUGGUGACGAUGACCAAGUCCCCGAAGCCGAGCCCACAGGUCCACGGGCAGUUGAUGAAUUGGCUUCCUGCACUCCUGCCAUCGAGGACCAGCCUGAAGAGCCACUGGGCACGGAGCAGCAGAGGGACACUGGAGCGUACCCACUGGCGCCUGAGCACCCUGGCCUCCCCAAGAUCCACAGCCGGAGAUUCAGGGACUACUGCAGCCAAAUGCUCAGCAAGGAGGUAGACGCCUGCGUCACGGACCUCCUCAAGGAGUUGGUCCGCUUCCAGGACCGCAUGUACCAGAAAGACCCCGUCAAAGCCAAGACCAAACGCCGAGUUGUGUUGGGGCUGAGGGAAGUUCUCAAGCACCUGAAGCUCAAAAAGCUCAAGUGCGUCAUCAUCUCCCCCAACUGUGAGAAGAUCCAGUCGAAAGGCGGGCUGGACGACACUCUGCACACCAUCAUCGCUUACGCCUGUGCGCAGAACAUUCCCUUCGUCUUCGCCCUCAACCGCAAAGCUCUGGGGCGCAGUUUGAACAAAGCAGUUCCUGUCAGCGUGGUGGGGAUCUUCAGCUACGACGGGGCCCAGGACCAGUUCCACAAGAUGGUCGAGCUGACGAUGGAGGCCCGGCAGGCGUACAGGAGCAUGCUGGAGAGUGCGCGGCAGGAGCUGGCUGGAGAGCCCGGGCUCCAGGCCCCACCCCAGCCCCCCGUGCAGGGCCCCAGAGCCUCUUCUGAAGGCAGCGCCCCAGCUCCCACUGGAAGACAAGAACCACACUGCACCGAGGUCUGGAGAGAACGCCUGGAAGCGUACAGUCAGUGUGCCCUGGAGCUGGAGGAGUCGCUGGAGGCGUCGACCUCUCAGAUGAUGAGCUUGAAUCUUUAAGAAGAGCGUUCCUUCUCAUGGGGGGUGGGGCAGUUUGAAAAAGACUGGGGGCUUUGUCUUCUCAGUUCUUCGUUGACAUAAUAUAUUUUAUGUGACUGCUGAACUGGGAAUGAACUGGCAUGAAACUAUACUCAGACUCAAAGUUUGCAGUUUAAAGGCUGCAAAGCCCACCCGGCAGCCGCUCAGCCCUGCUGGCGGGGGCCUUCCCUGACAGCGUGGCUGUGUGGCGUUGGCUGGGAGCACACUGUGCGUCUGGAACAAGCUGCAAACCCACCUGGAGCACUCCGGCUGCGGAGACAAGCUGCCUCCCCACUGCGUUCUGAGCACAGCAGACUCCAUGCACAGGACGUGGCUGAGGGGUGCCACCCUACGGAGGCCAGUGGCAGAGCAGGAGGGCUGUGCUGAGGCCCUCCCAAGGGACGUAGCUUUGCUGCUGCUUAGAGACAGGGACGGGGAAGAUUUGCACAGUGAGCCUCAGAAGGAAAACCAGUUUCUAACCUGUGACUCUCUUGACAUGAAUUACUCCGUUUAGUCUUUAUUUUUCAAAGAAAUGGUAUAAAAGUUGUAGAUUCCACUUUCAUAAUCUACAAAUCUUUAUUUUUUUAAACAAAUAUAUUCUAAAUGGGGUUUUUGUCUUAGAGGUUAGAACAGAGUUUACUGUCCCUGUAAGCCAGGGACAGUAUUUAUUUUGAAUAAAGAGUAAUUAUUCA